CCAAGAGCCAGUUGCCAAGCGUGGUCCUGUGAAGUGCAUGACUCCCAUCUUGAAUCCUACAUGUUCAGCUGCCUGAGUGCCCAAGCCCAAGCGCGGCCAUGUGGCCAUGUGCUGAGCUCCGCAUCUGUUUUGAGCCGGACACAUGGCCACGGAGCGGCGCCUUGCGGACGGACAGCCUGUGGUGUGCCUGACCUAUCUCUUCGCACUGCCCUCGAGUGUGGCGCCGUUUGCCUGGAAGCCUUUAUCAAAGAUCAAGGCACUCAGAGCUCUUAGAGGUGUGAAGCACCUGCGCAUCCACCUCCCCAGCGGGCAACUGAUGCAGCAGAAGAGAGGCAAGGGUCGAGGAGCACCUGGAAAAGGUUGGGGAAAAGGGCGGCGCUUAUGCCUGGAGCGACCGCUAAACACAGAGUGCCACCUGCAUCCCUGGUGGUAGAAACCUGCAGAUCAUCGAGUUUAUGUAGAGGUUUGCACAUGGACUCCUACGUGGAUGUUCGAGGUACUCUGGCAAAUUCACAACAUCAUCCGGGGCUUCGGACAGUUGGAGGAAGCAAGGUCCACGAGAUUGCAGCUACCUUGCGUCUGAAACCAAUAAGGGCAGCUCUGGAACUCAGCGAUCUCUUCUUUUGCCACACAUGGGGACCUCAGAAGAGCAGUGCGCUUGCCGAUUUUGAGAAAGAACAUCGAGUCGUAAUUGCGCAUUGCACUGACCGUACUCAUGAAGAAUUUGCUUUGCAAUGCUCCCGCUUGGGCAUCGUUGGCCAACAAGACCUCGUAUUUGUGCUGCGCAGCUUGCCUGACAUCCCGCAUCUAGCCAGCACGCCUGAGCUGAAGGCAGGAGCUUUUGGCAGUUUGCCAACCCAGUUGCACGUAUCUUUACACCCCAUUUAUCGUGAACGAGAGAAUGAAGAGUUCCUAUACACGCUGCUUUCAAGCACAGAGGGGCAGGCGCUUCUCGGGGAUUGGAAUGUUGGCGUUUGGCGGUACCAGGAAGAGGGAAAUGUCCUUCAAGAGGAGGAUGUGGCCUUCUUGGAGCCAGAGCACAUUAUCCACUGGCACCGGCGGGUUGCUCCGUUUUCUAGAAACCGCAUGCUCGUGCACAGUAUUCGACACCAGGUCUUGCUGGUACUGGUACAUCCUGGUGACCUACAAAGACAAAGACGAGGAUCGAAAAUGACUGACUUCCUGUUGGCGGGCAUGUCUGAGGAUGUGCAACGCUUCCACCGGGCUUGGACCCUGCUUGCCACCGCUAUAGCUGCGCGCAAGGAGCUUGAGGAUGCGCGGCAGCAGUUGCGUGCGCAACAGGAGGAAGCCAUCCAACUCCAGGAGGAACUGGAGGAGGCACGGAGGGCCAACGAGGAAGCAAGCUUAGUGCUCCGCUGCGUGUCCGCCUUCGCCCCACACUUCCCGCCGCUUUCUCACUUUCAGACUGGGAUAGCCGGGCUGGCGUGCUCAGAUGAAGCGCAGCUGAUCCCGGUGCACUUGCUCAGAUUCACACACCACACAGUGAAUGCGGAGUUUGCUUUUGGUGAGGCGCACGAGAACAAUCAGGAGUCAAUCUUCAAGCUUUUCUGGAGCUUAUUCACAGGGCGUUUGCACCCUCAAGACUUGGAGCCGUUGUACGUUUUCAAGCACACGGGCCCAGAUGGUGAAGUGGGGCUCUACUCCCGGAACAAUCGCCGCUUGGCAGCGCUGCUCAUGUUGCAAGCGCUGCGGCGGGAUCAUCUGGUGGCAGUCCCCUGCCGAGUCAUCGCGGACGAUGACCGGCGCCCGUCUCCCGUUGACGGGCGCAACUAUGAGCAGUGGUUCCAGAGCGGCUAUGAUGGCCCCAGCCGGCGCCCGGGGUGCACUGGCUUGGGGUUCUCGCUGUGGCCAAGAAGGGCAGGAGCCACACCCAGCCACAGGCAGUAUCCCAUUUUCAACCACGCGCAAAGCACCUUGUAUGAUCUCAGCCGCUUGGCCGGUCGGCUGCCGGCGGAUGUGAGCAUGGCCCUCCGUUCUAUCCGCGCCAGGCCAGCAGGUGACCAAGAUGAGGAAACACUGACAGUUGCAUCAAACCUGUCACGGCCAUGAGACUCCCUCUGCAGACGAUGGAAGUGACUCGAUUAUUGUGUGAAUAUAUGCCACAAUGUAUUGUUUUGAGCAAAAGGUGCUUGCACGCCACUGACUGCCGCGCUUGUUGUGGCGGGUCGUCUCAUGACGGGGGCAACCUUGC
Messenger RNA from Effrenium voratum, 2212 nucleotides. The record is from the annotation of a GenBank genome assembly. NCBI's taxonomy places the organism in Eukaryota, Dinophyceae, Suessiales, Symbiodiniaceae.